CUUGAAGUCCAAUACAUGAGUUCCUUACGAAAACAAACAAGAGUGAUUGACACUUGAUAGAGUCCUUUGUUAAAAAAUCCACACGUUUUCUUGCCACUUCGUCUCGCGUCUAGCUAAGUUGAAACAUGAGCGUUUACAACAAACAUUCACCAAUGAACGACAUUUUGGUGAGAGGAGAGGAAGCCAGGCGCAGAAGAUCGAAGAAACGGAGGCUACAACCCGACGAAAUAACCGUAGAUCCAAGCGUGCGUUUACGGCCGCAUGAACACGUAGUUCAGGAGACACCACACAGCAACUGGUUCCUGGAAAUGAUUUCUUACCCACGUCAAAAGCAAUUAUCAAUGCUUGAAUCGUUCACAGCUAUAUCUGCAUUAUCUAUCUAUUUCCCCUUAAACGUGUUUGUUCUUCUGUAUCCAGUUCAAAGCUGCAGUUUAAUUGACAACAAGUGGACACCYGAACAGUGUUUUCAAGCCAAAGGUUUUAUAAGAAUAACUGGGAUUCAGGCCUGGUGCAUUUUUUUCCUUUUGGUUAUUCUCUCCCGAGCAUCAAGUCGUYUACCUCUAACUGGCACUGUACUUGGCUCAGUACUCUCAAGGACAGUCUAUGCCAUAUCUGCAGGCUAUCUUCUGUACAUACGCAAGUACAUUUCACUCAAUGUUCUCUUCCAAAUAAUAGCACUUGAUUGUGGCCUUGCAUUAAUCUCAGUAGUAAUCUGGGUCAGCUAUGCACCAAUAAAAUAG
Exaiptasia diaphana is the source of this 740-nucleotide messenger RNA. RefSeq lists its product as uncharacterized. Lineage: Eukaryota; Metazoa; Cnidaria; Anthozoa; Actiniaria; Aiptasiidae. The coding region runs from base 126 to 740 and encodes 204 amino acids. The transcript has 3 exons. The record is from RefSeq and is a predicted model, not a curated record.